This is a messenger RNA of Solanum verrucosum, 660 nucleotides long. RefSeq lists its product as uncharacterized. Bases 1 to 660 code for a protein of 219 amino acids. The transcript has 3 exons. NCBI's taxonomy places the organism in Eukaryota, Viridiplantae, Streptophyta, Magnoliopsida, Solanales, Solanaceae. The record is from RefSeq and is a predicted model, not a curated record.
AUGCCAUCUGAGGUUGAAAUUGUGGUAGAAAGAGAUGAAGAUGAGAUUGAGGUUACUAGCGAGUCUAAAAAUGCUACAGAGAAGGAAACAAAUGUGACCCAAAAGGUUGUUCCCAUGCCUAGACCUCCACCGCCAUUCCCACAGAUAUUGGUGAGGAAGUACGAGAAGGAAAAUACCCCAGAAACUUUGGAGCAAAUGCUUGGGUAUGCGAAGUUUAUGAAGGAUUUGGUGACCAAAAAGAGGGCUGUUAGUUUUGAGGAUGAUGCAAGGUUACAACAUUGUAGUGCUAUUGCUAUACGGUCAUUAGUGCAAAACAAAGAGGAUCUUGGGGCUUUCACUAUUUCUUGUACCAUUAGGAUGUUACAUUUUGUGAAGGCGUUAUGUGAUUUGGGUGUUAACAUUAAUCUGAUGCCAUUGUAUAUCAACAAGAAGUUGGGUUUAGGGGCUCCAAAACUGACUGCGAUGCGACUACUCAUGGUUGAUAGAACCGUGAAGAAGCAUAUUGGUGUUCUCCAAAAUGUCCUUGUGAAAGUGGAGUUGUUCAUUUUUUUGGCGAAUUUGGUGAUACUUUAUUGUGAGGUUGAUUUUGAGGUCUAUGAAGUAGGAAAGCGAUCUCAAGUCAGUAUUAGUGGUGAAUCAUAUUGUGGAGUGAGGUUCUGA